AUGCGCAUAGGCGGAGUGACGGAUUCGGUGUACAAUGAGUACAUCGCCGCGCUGGGAGACGAGAUGAAGGGGAUGUCAGAUGAGUUCAAGGCGUUGGGUCUGGCUACCAACAACGUGCAGGUGCACACCGGCGGUGGCCAUUCCGCGCACAAGAGGAGGAGAGCUGGUGGCCAAAGGGACAUUUGUGAAGGCUUCUCCUCGAGAGAGGUGUUCACGGAGUUCGUGGAGACUGUCAAUGGCGUGCACUUCAGCCGUGAUCGCAACACCCUCAUCCUAACCAUACACGAGGCGCAUCGCAUCAUCGGCGAGGUCGCGCGACCCGUCACGGAGCACGGCUUCAGCGUGCAGCACCUCACCAACACCCGAAUCGUCAACAUACGAGGGUCGGUUCCUGAAGGGGGCCUUCCGCACCUGCAGGGAGUGGAGGAUGCGCUGAAGGGCCAUUACCCGCGUUAUGCUGAUGAAGCGUGCGAUAGCGGCGAAGCGUUGCUCAUCGAGAAGUUCAAGAUGAAGCCUGCGUGCUAUAUGACGGCGGCGGAGUUCGUCAACUGCGACGCGGGACUCUGCGUGGAGCAGGGGUUCAGAGCCACACCUGCUGCCAGCGCGUCGGAUGACUCGUCGGGCGAGAUGAGCCUGCCAGAUGGGCCCCUUACUGCGUGA
This is a messenger RNA of Closterium sp. Naga37s-1, 660 nucleotides long. Lineage: Eukaryota; Viridiplantae; Streptophyta; Zygnematophyceae; Desmidiales; Closteriaceae. The record is from the annotation of a GenBank genome assembly.